AAGGGGAUGCAAAUAAGUAUUUUUAAAGGUUUUAGGUCAAGUGUGAAAACUUCCUUUUUCUGUAAAGUCUCAUUCUCGGAGUGAGGCUGUGUGUGACAGACUGAUACAAGUGGGUCCUCUGAGUUUUUAUUUGUUUCAGAAAUCCAGUUGUAGUCCCACAUGAGAUGGAGGCUCAGACAGUCACGUGGUUGGUUUUUCUGGCCCUAAUAAAACAUGUUUCUACAAACCCGCCCACUGAACCUAUACUGUCUAUGAGGUCUGAGGUCACAGAAGGUCAGACCAUCACCGUCAGCUGCACUGUUGAAAGUUUCCCACAGUCAACUCUCACCUUGACGAGGACCAACACAAAUAAUCAGGCUUUAAUAAUCACUGAAAAUAAUCUUUAUUCACGACCCAACAACUCUCUCUCCCACAAGAUUAAUGUGACUUCAGCCGACGCUGGCUGGUACGUCUGCCGUGCCCAGAACAGUGAGGGCUCAAAGGACAGCAAGAAGAAGACGUUGGUGGUGAAAUACAGUCCCAAACAUGUGACAGUUCAAGCCAAUCCUGGUUUUGAUGUAAAGGAAAAUGUGUCGUUGACACUGAGCUGUACUGCCGAGUCCAACCCACCAGUGAGCUCUGUCACCUGGAGGAAGACGACUGAUGGGAGAGAGGAAAUCGUCCAACAGACUCAGACUCAGACCUUCAUGGUGAAUUCAGCCAGUCCCUCUGACAGUGGACUGUACAGCUGUGAAGCCACCAAUGACAUUGGAAGUGGAAAGUCACAGCCAGCUGAGGUUAAAGUCAGAUACCCGCCCACUGAACCUAUACUGUCUAUGAGGUCUGAGGUCACAGAAGGUCAGACCAUCACCGUCAGCUGCACUGUUGAAAGUUUCCCACAGUCAACUCUCACCUUGAUGAGGAUCAACACAAAUCAUCCGUCUUUAAAAAUCACUGACAAUAAUCUUAAUUCACGACCCAUCAACUCUCUCUACCACACGUUUACUGUGACUCCAGCCGACGCUGGCUGGUACUUCUGCCGUGCCCAGAACAGUGAGGGCUCAAAGGACAGCAAGCAGAAGGAGUUGGUGGUGAAAUACAGUCCCAAACAUGUGACAGUUCAAGCCAAUCCUGGUCUUGAUGUGAAGGAAAAUGUGUCGUUGACACUGAGCUGUACUGCCGAGUCCAACCCACCAGUGAGCUCUGUCACCUGGAGGAAGACGACUGAUGGGAGAGAGGAAAUCGUCCAACAGACUCAGACUCAGACCUUCAGGGUGAAUUCAGCCAGUCCCUCUGACAGUGGACUGUACAGCUGUGAAGCCACCAAUGACAUUGGAAGUGGAAAGUCACAGCCAGCUGAGGUUAAAGUCAGAUACCCGCCCACUGAACCUAUACUGUCUAUGAGGUCUGAGGUCACAGAAGGUCAGACCAUCACCGUCACCUGCACUGUUGAAAGUUUCCCACAGUCAAAUCUCACCUUGAUGAGGAUCGACACAAAUAAUCAGUCUUUAAAAAUCACUGGAAAUAAUCUUAAUUCACGACCCAUCAACUCUCUCUCCCACAAGUUUACUGUGACUUCAGCCGACGCUGGCUGGUACGUCUGCCGUGCCCAGAACAGUGAGGGCUCAAAGGACAGCAAGAAGAAGACGUUGGUGGUGAAAUACCCGCCCACUGAACCUAUACUGUCUAUGAGGUCUGAGGUCACAGAAGGUCAGACCAUCACCGUCAGCUGCACUGUUGAAAGUUUCCCACAGUCAAAUCUCACCUUGAUGAGGAUCAACACAAAUAAUCAGUCUUUUAAAAUCACUGAAAAUAAUCUUAAUUCACGACCCAUCAACUCUCUCUACCACAAGAUUAAUGUGACUUCAGCCGACGCUGGCUGGUACGUCUGCCGUGCCCAGAACAGUGAGGGCUCAAAGGACAGCAAGCAGAAGGAGUUGGUGGUGAAAUACCCGCCCACUGAACCUAUACUGUCUAUGAGGUCUGAGGUCACAGAAGGUCAGACCAUCACCGUCAGCUGCACUGUUGAAAGUUUCCCACAGUCAAAUCUCACCUUGAUGAGGAUCGACACAAAUAAUCAGUCUUUUAAAAUCACUGAAAAUAAUCUUAAUUCACGACCCAUCAACUCUCUCUACCACAAGAUUAAUGUGACUUCAGCCGACGCUGGCUGGUACGUCUGCCGUGCCCAGAACAGUGAGGGCUCAAAGGACAGCAAGCAGAAGAAGUUGGUGGUGAAAUACCCGCCCACUGAACCUAUACUGUCUAUGAGGUCUGAGGUCACAGAAGGUCAGACCAUCACCGUCAACUGCACUGUUGAAAGUUUCCCACAGUCAAAUCUCACCUUGAUGAGGAUCGACACAAAUAAUCAGUCUUUUAAAAUCACUGAAAAUAAUCUUAAUUCACGACCCAUCAACUCUCUCUACCACAAGUUUACUGUGACUUCAGCCGACGCUGGCUGGUACGUCUGCCGUGCCCAGAACAGUGAGGGCUCAAAGGACAGCAAGCAGAAGGAGUUGGUGGUGAAAUACCCGCCCACUGAACCUUUACUGUCUAUGAGGUCUGAGGUCACAGAAGGUCAGACCAUCACCGUCAACUGCACUGUUGAAAGUUUCCCACAGUCAAAUCUCACCUUGAUGAGGAUCGACACAAAUAAUCAGUCUUUUAAAAUCACUGAAAAUAAUCUUAAUUCACGACCCAUCAACUCUCUCUACCACAAGAUUAAUGUGACUUCAGCCGACGCUGGCUGGUACGUCUGCCGUGCCCAGAACAGUGAGGGCUCAAAGGACAGCAAGCAGAAUGAGUUGGUGGUGAAAUACAGUCCCAAACAUGUGACAGUUCAAGCCAAUCCUGGUCUUGAUGUGAAGGAAAAUGUGUCGUUGACACUGAGCUGUACUGCCGAGUCCAACCCACCAGUGAGCUCUGUCACCUGGAGGAAGACGACUGAUGGGAGAGAGGAAAUCGUCCAACAGACUCAGACUCAGACCUUCAGGGUGAAUUCAGCCAGUCCCUCUGACAGUGGACUGUACAGCUGUGAAGCCACCAAUGACAUUGGAAGUGGAAAGUCACAGCCAGCUGAGGUUAAAGUCAGAUUUGCUCCAAAACACACAAACAUCACGGAGUCGGCAGAGAAGCAGGAGCUUGACGGGAGGAGCUCCGUGAUGCUGAGCUGCAUCAGUCACAGCUUUCCCCCAGUCCAACACUACUCAUGGUACAGGAAGAGUCAGGGCGAGGAAAAGGAGGAAAUUGUGUCCGAGCAUCAAAACCACACAGUGUACUCAAACCAGUCAGGAGUCUACUACUGCGUCGCAGAAAAUGAAGUAGAUCGAAGUUUGUCUGAUCCCGUCCAUCUGUUUGAACGAAACUAUCUGGACAUCCUGAAGUUCCUCGUUCCUGCUCUAUUUGUCCUGAUGAUUAUCAUUUUAAUCAUCGUAGUUUUAAGAUUCAGGAAGAAAAAAUCUAUUCAACAAGGAACAACAAACACCAAAUCCCCUUCUGUUUUUUCGGGUUGGUGUAAUGGUACCAGGAGGAGGAGUCUGACGAAUGAGAAUGUCUCUGCGGAGCUUUUCAGGAGCAGAGACGACCUCUUGUCAGAGCAGUUGAGGCGUCCAGGGGCCCAACGACGCCAGCCUCUUCCAGACAGCACGCCUCCGACCGACAUCAACGCUGUUUACAGCAAUUUGAAUCUGCCCCAGGCUGCCUCUGCACAAAACCCCACAAGACAGCAAGCUGGAAACACCGAGGACGAUUCUGUCAACUACGCUUCUCUGCACUUUAAGAAUAAGAUAAAGAAGAAGCAAAGAAAGGUGGAAGAAGACCCUGUGUAUGCGAAGGUGUCCAAGCCAACGCGAGUUAAAAAGAAUGAACCAGAGAUCCUGCAGGACUAUGAAAACACUAGUAAUGCAACUGCAUGUGCACCAACAUCUCCAAAUCUAUUUGAAAACCACACCAGUGAAGGUGAAGUGGAGCUCCACUAUUCACAGGUGAGAUUCACAGCGAGGCCCUGACGUCAGACGACCAACAGAGACUCCAGCAGCUCACACGAAGAUGAGAGUUCCUACUCUGACGUCAGGAUUUGACCCGAGAUGUUCUCGUCCUGCUUUUUACAGCUACCUCGGGCCUGAGGAAGUUUAUAUUCACAAUAAGUCAUCACAGAGAGUCUGAAGAGUUCAUGUGUUAAGCAAAAUAGGUCGUAACCGUAAAUCUACAGUAAUGUAAGCUGGUCAACAAACCUUAUGCAGCUACAACAAAACCCUGCGUGUUGCCAUUAGGAGUAUUUUAAAACUAGUUAGCAAGAAGGCACAGAAGUUACAUUACUGAGCUAAAAUAUAAUAUAUAAAUAUUUGAAACUGUUAAUUAAAGGUUUUGGGGAAAACAGUGAACAUAGCAAAAUGUGAGGGAUAAACGGUUAAAAUCCUUAUUUUGCAACUUAAAAUGUAAAUAAUGUGAGUGUAAAAUGAUUGUAUUAAUAACUUUUUAUAUAAUCUAUAUAUAUAAAUGACAUGCAGUUAGACAAGAAAUGCUGAGAAUCACUGCUGAAUGUUUUUUUUGUCCUUUCCAGUGUUGUGAACUUAAUCCAAACCCACACACCUGAAAUGUAAAUAUCCUGUAGCUCAAAAUAAAAUGAAAUAUGUUGGAACAAA
This is a messenger RNA of Hippoglossus stenolepis (Pacific halibut), 4619 nucleotides long. RefSeq names its product B-cell receptor CD22. The transcript has 21 exons. The coding region runs from base 165 to 3983 and encodes 1272 amino acids. The record is from RefSeq and is a predicted model, not a curated record. NCBI's taxonomy places the organism in Eukaryota, Metazoa, Chordata, Actinopteri, Pleuronectiformes, Pleuronectidae.